Messenger RNA from Hordeum vulgare subsp. vulgare (domesticated barley), 1711 nucleotides. Its product is annotated as heat stress transcription factor B-4b-like. The record is from RefSeq and is a predicted model, not a curated record. Gene Ontology annotation, molecular function: DNA-binding transcription factor activity; RNA polymerase II cis-regulatory region sequence-specific DNA binding. NCBI's taxonomy places the organism in Eukaryota, Viridiplantae, Streptophyta, Magnoliopsida, Poales, Poaceae. Gene Ontology annotation, cellular component: nucleus. The transcript has 2 exons. Gene Ontology annotation, biological process: regulation of transcription by RNA polymerase II. Bases 432 to 1382 code for a protein of 316 amino acids.
GCUGAUCUAGCGGUACUACUACUAUAGCCCUAGCUAGAGAGCAGAGAGCGAGCGAAAGAGAGAAGGGGAAGAGGGCGGUCCAGGCGCGCGUGAGUGACCCACACGAGAAUAUUUGGAGGCGUUCGUGGGCGUGGGGGCGUGUCAUGUGUCAUGUGUGUGUGUGUGUUUGUGUGUGAGUGCGAGACAGUGAGACUGGAGAUAUAGCUAGCUAAAGAGGGGCAGCCUUUCUUCCUCCCUCACUCCUCUCCCCUCACUCUCCCUCUCUUCCUCCUCCUCCCUGGGCUCAAGCUUAAGCUUAUAUUGCUGCUCCUUCUCCUCCACCCACCCACCCACCCAUCCUGAGUGAAGAACGAGUCCCUGAGCUAGCUGCUGGGUAGGAGCAGCUAGCGGCGGGUAGUGCGUAGCGUACGUGUGGUUGAGCUGAGGAGGCCAUGGCUUUCCUUGUGGAGAGGUGCGGGGAGAUGGUGGUGUCCAUGGAGAUGGGCUCGGGGGCGCACGGUGGUGGUGGCGGUGGCGGCGGCGGCGGCGUUGGGAAGCCGGUGCCGGCGCCGUUCCUGACCAAGACGUACCAGCUGGUGGACGACCCCUGCACCGACCACAUCGUGUCGUGGGGGGAGGACGACGCCACCUUCGUCGUCUGGCGCCCGCCCGAGUUCGCCCGGGACCUCCUCCCCAACUACUUCAAGCACAACAACUUCUCCAGCUUCGUCCGGCAGCUCAACACCUACGGAUUCAGGAAGAUUGUGGCCGACAGAUGGGAGUUCGCCAACGAGUUCUUCAGGAAGGGAGCGAAGCACCUCCUGGCCGAGAUCCACCGGAGGAAGUCGUCGCAGCCGCCUCCGCCGUCGAUGGUGCCGCACCAGGCCGCGUACCACCACCACCACUACCACCUCGGCAACACCUUCUCGCCGCAGCCGCCUCCGCCGGCGGCGGCGGGCCAUCAUCAGCAUCACCCGGUGUACCAGCAGCAGCACUUCGUCCAGGAGGAGCCGGCGGCGGCCGCGGCCGCGUCGCACGGCGGCGACUUCCUGGCGGCGCUGUCGGAGGACAACCGCCAGCUGCGGCGGCGCAACUCGGUGCUGCUGUCGGAGCUGGCGCACAUGAAGAAGCUCUACAACGACAUCAUCUACUUCCUGCAGAACCACGUGGCGCCCGUCACGAGCCCCUCGUCGGCCGCGUCGCAGCGGCAGCACCCGCCGCUCCCGGGCGCCGGCGCGUCCAACUCGUGCAGGCUGCUGGAGCUGGACAUGGACGUGGACCGGGGCUCGCCGGCGGCCGAGGACGACGAUGACACGGUGAAGCUGUUCGGCGUGGCGCUGCACCACGGCAAGAAGAAGCGGGCGCACGGCGCCGUCGCCCAUGAUCUCGGAAGCGAGGUCUAGGCUAGGCUAGGCUUCCACGCCGGCGAUCUAGCUUGCCGUCGAUCGGUCGUGUACAUAGAGAUGAGACGAGAGAGGAGUAGCUAGCUAGGUAGCUUUGCAGGCUUUGUUGGUUUCUUUUUUGCGCGGGUGUUGGUCGAUUAGAGUUUAGGAUCCGAUCCAUGAGGUCAUCGAGUAGUCCGAGAGAUGAGUUAGGAACGUACGUAGGAUCUCAAUCAGAUCGCGAGUAGUUUGCUGCUUGCCGUAGUCCUUGCACCGUUAAUUCAUGAUAUGUUCUUUUGCCGCCAUGCAUGCACGAGGGCCUGCUAUAUUAUAUCUUGCUGAUGCAAAAA